Molecule: messenger RNA, 374 nt
Organism: Racocetra persica
Lineage: Eukaryota; Fungi; Glomeromycota; Glomeromycetes; Diversisporales; Gigasporaceae
Source: the annotation of a GenBank genome assembly
AUGAAGUAUUUUUCAACAAGAGGCUCGCCAGACCUUUUCACAUUCUCUGAAGUAGUCUUAAUAGGCUUGUCUAAAGAUGGUGGGCUUUUUAUUCCACAGACGACCCCAGCGCUACCUUCAGACUGGAAAACUGCCUGGUUAAAGCAUUCGUUCACCUCUCUGGCCCUUGAAAUCUUUUCACUUUAUAUACCUGACAACGAAAUUCCUCGCAAAGAUUUAGAAAGAUUAAUUAAUAAAUCAUAUUCAACGUUCAGGACGCCUGAUAUUACUCCGUUAAAAAAAAUAAGAGAAAAUUUUUAUAUACUAGAAUUAUUUCAUGGGCCUACAUUCGCUUUCAAAGAUAUUGCGUUGCAAUUUUUGGGGAAUUUAUUCGA